This is a messenger RNA of Menidia menidia (Atlantic silverside), 291 nucleotides long. The record is from the annotation of a GenBank genome assembly. Lineage: Eukaryota; Metazoa; Chordata; Actinopteri; Atheriniformes; Atherinopsidae.
AUGCUCACUUAUGGGGAUCCCGAUGAUGAGGAGGAAGAUGCACCUGCUGAGGAGGAAGAGGAGGAAGAAGAGGAAGAAGAGGAGGAAGACCUUAUUGACCCCCUGGAAGCGAUACGAACCAAGUGUGAGCAGACUGAGCACUGUGUGCACACCAAGGAGCGUUUGGAGCUCUGUGAAGCCAGGGUCAGCUCUAGAUCCAGCACUGAAGAGGACUGCACAGAAGAACUCUUUGACUUUCUGCAUGCUCGGGACCAUUGUGUUGCACACAAGCUGUUCCACAAUGUGAAAUGA